Prorocentrum cordatum is the source of this 988-nucleotide messenger RNA. The record is from the annotation of a GenBank genome assembly. NCBI's taxonomy places the organism in Eukaryota, Dinophyceae, Prorocentrales, Prorocentraceae.
GCCCAUCUACCGUUUCGAGCAGACGGUGCCCUGGGACAAGUUGCUGGAGCUGAGGGCCGAGGCGUUGCAGGUCAUGGUCGACGAGGGGCUCGACGAGAUCCCGCGCGCGAGAGGUCCUGCUCCUCCUCUGCCGCAGCCUGUUGACGGUCAGGCUGACCUUGCCGCCGCCCCCGAGAGCGACGAGGCCUGGGUCGCGUCGGAGCCUGUCUUCGACGGGGACCAGGAGGUGGCAUGGAUCGGCACUCAGGUCGCUGAGGAGUCCGUGGCGCGCAGGCUCGGGAACCGCGGCUUCGCCAAGUUCGGCUCGGUCGUCGCGGCGCUCGAGCGAAUCAAGGUGAACGACCUCGACGGCUACUUCUCGGGCCGCAAGACCCUGCUCCUGGUGGGCCUGGGUGGCACUCACACGCCUGACGAGCGUGAUGGGGGCCCUGGCUCGCCCACAGGGCUCCAGGCCCUGCGGGGGGCUCUCGUGGGCCCGCAGCUUCUUGGCGCGGGUGAGGAGCCUGACUUGAAGGCGGACGAGCAUGUUCGCACGCUUUCGGCGAGGUUCAAUGCUUUCAACCGUAGGGAGCGCGUCUGGGUGGACUCGGUCAAGGAAAUGGUCGAGGACGCCUUCUCGGACUGGCCCUUGGAUGGUCCUCGCACGUUCCUGUGGCUGGUGAUGUCGUUUGCACAGCUGGCGACGGUGCCCACGUUCUGGCUAGAGCGCCAUCUCCAGACGGCGGGCUGGAGCGAGAAGGAUCGUUGGGGCGGAGAUGGCAGGCUAUACUUGAGGCUCAUGAUGAACCCGAACUACGAGAUUGAUGAUAAGUUCUCGGGCUACAACCGCCGACAACAGCUUGCGGCGCCUGCGCUUCGCACCUACGUGGCCGAGGAGGUGCGAGAGGAGGCGGAGAUCGACAAACAGACUAGCAAGGCCAAGGCUCUGAGGGACGAGGCCAAGGUCGCCCUCAAGCGCGGGAAGUCCGCAGGGAAGGGCAAGGAGAAG